Saccostrea echinata is the source of this 1524-nucleotide messenger RNA. RefSeq lists its product as uncharacterized. The coding region runs from base 70 to 1140 and encodes 356 amino acids. Gene Ontology annotation, molecular function: chitin binding. The record is from RefSeq and is a predicted model, not a curated record. The transcript has 5 exons. Gene Ontology annotation, cellular component: extracellular region. NCBI's taxonomy places the organism in Eukaryota, Metazoa, Mollusca, Bivalvia, Ostreida, Ostreidae.
CUGGUCAAAAGCUUGAUUACUGUAUUGUAAGACUCUGCAGAGGAUAGCACACACUGCACAGGGGAGAAGAUGUCGUUUUCUUUGAUAGUCACUCUGAUUGCACUUCCUCUGUUGUACACACAAGUAAAUGCAGAUUGUAGAGGUAAAGCCGAUAUAAUAAUAGCAGUUCCAGGUUCAGUUAAUAUUCCUGGAGAAGAAUUUUUUCCGUUUGAAACAUUUUUACACAUGCUUGUGGACUAUUUUGUGUUGGAUGAGAAUAAUGUUAACAUUGGUUUCGUGUUGUACGGGAAUGAACCUACCAUUGUGAGCCAUCCUCAGCCUUUCAAAGACCAGGCUCAGACAAAUACGAGAGCCACUCUUCUUACUCAGAGGGAAAACUACAUGAACGUUAUCGGCUCUCCACCAAAUGUUGCCAAGGCUUUGACUUUAAUGCGCGCCAUGUUUCAAAAUCCCAGCGGAUACCCUAUGGAACGACCUCGCCCCGGUGUAAUGAAAAUCGGAGUUAUUUUUACCUGGGGUGCACAGCCUAUUGAAGCUUUCGAUGAUGUGGUCAGGGUUGCUGAUGAUCUUCGAAUGGAUGGUGUCACUAUGUAUGCUGUAGGAAGAAGUCCGAUUGGUCCCGAGUUUGCUAGACUAGCCACAGAUGAAUGCAAGCUUUUUAGCAUGGGAAAUUUCCAAGAAGGUCUUCCAAGUGUGCUUCCAUACCUUGGAAGCAGCAUCUGUACACAUAUGGACCCAACGAUAAAUGCAUCUUCCAUCAACUGUUUUCCAAAGUUUUGGAAACCAAGUCCAAAUCCCCCUAUAAUAUGCCCGUCUAUGAGUGAGAUUUUCCAAGACCCCUACAAUUGUGCCUACUACUACAAGUGUGAUUUGAGUGUUGCUAGGAGAGAGCGAUGUCCUUCCAAUAUGUUGUUUGACAACUUCAUUCGCACCUGUAACUACAAGGACGCAGUCACGUGCUACUCCAGGAUGACGUGUCCGGAACCAAACGGGCUUUUCCCUCAUCCUGAAUCCUGUAACAAAUUCAUGAACUGCUUUAACGGAAUUCCGUAUGUUCAAGAAUGUCCCCCAAAUCUUUAUUUCAAUGAAAGAACCAAACUUUGUGAUGACAGACAAAAUGUGCAAUGUCGUUUACAAUAGAUUUAUAUGUCUCAGACUUUCACGACAAAGUGAAAUAUUUAAUCCUAUAUCAACUCAAAGUUGUUCCCAGUGCUUAUCUACCGCAGGUCAAUUACCAAGUAUUUAAGUGUCAAAAGUUCAUCUAUAAUUUGAAGAAACGUUUAUUGUAUGCCAAAUAAGAUGUAAAGCUUUUCCUACUUUAAUCAAAGCAAAUUUAAAGUCCUUAAGAAAUACAUUUACCUCCAUUUUAUCGUUGAUAACAUUAUUAUUUAACAAAUGUGUAUUUUAUUUUUGUCAUCUGUGUAUCUUUUCGUUCAUCUUAUUGAUUGUUUUCAUUAUCAUUGUUGUAUACUCGUAUCUCACAAUGUAAGUUCUUUUUUUUUCGUAAUAAAACUGUAAAUAAUC